Chlamydomonas reinhardtii is the source of this 5262-nucleotide messenger RNA. RefSeq lists its product as uncharacterized. The record is from RefSeq and is a predicted model, not a curated record. NCBI's taxonomy places the organism in Eukaryota, Viridiplantae, Chlorophyta, Chlorophyceae, Chlamydomonadales, Chlamydomonadaceae. Bases 55 to 4080 code for a protein of 1341 amino acids. The transcript has 6 exons.
AUCCCCAGCUGCUCUGCCUACCUGGUUUCGUCCGGCGGCUCCAACCGCCGCCGGAUGGUGGAGCUCGGCCACUCCGCCGCGCCCAUCAAGGAGUGGAGCGGCGAGCAGCUGACCGAGCUGCUGGGCUCGGACUCGGCAGUGGCUGCCUCGGUGGAGCAGCUGGUCGGUAUGGUGCUGGUCAGCCGCCGCUUCGCCUCGGAGCGCCAGUGGAACAUGGACCGCGUGGCCGCCAACGCCUUCGCCAGCGCGCGCCUGCGCCGCCGCGGCCGCUUGCUCUCGCAGUCAAGCAACACGUUCGCGGUGGAGGUCAUCAUCGCUCAGAUCGUAGAGAUGCCCUCGCCGCCGCCUUCGCCGCUGCCGCCCUCGCCCACGCCGCCCUCGCCUCCCAGCCCGCCGCUCAACCCGGGUCAGUUUGCGCCGCCGCCGUCGCCGCCCGCCAUGCCCCUGCCGCCCAGCCCGCCACCGCCGCCGCCGGUUUACCCGCCGCCACGCCCGUCGCCGCCGCCGCCAGUGAACCUGGACGUGAUCGGCGCCAAGCUCGGCGCAAACGUGUCUCAGAUCUACGACCCUCCCUCGCCGCCGCUGUCGCCGCCGCCCUCGCCGCGGCCGCCCAGUCCGCCGCCGCCCAGCCCCGUGCCGCCCAGCCCCGCGCCCUCACCGCCGCCUGUGUGCGAGCGUGAAGGCUACGUCUACUUCCCCAACGCAGCCUACGACUGCGCGGCCGCGAGUUCGUCGUGCCUGGUCCUUGAGAGCUGGGGCGAUUCACCGGGUGACGCCGAGUACAACUGCAACUACGGUCCUGAGGAUGAUCACUACACGCCUGCCGACUGCGGUGCCUUCGACUCGAACGGCAACGUGCUGUCGCACCCCAGCGGCGGCCGCUACGCAGCCGACCCCACGACGGUUCAGGGCCUGUCUGGUGACUGCCCCGGUACCUGGGUAAAGGAGGAGUACCGCUACGUGCCGCCGCCCCCGCCCUCGCCACCUGUGCCGCCUUCGCCCGCCCCACCCUCGCCGAGCCCCAGCCCGAGCCCCAGCCCCAGCCCGAGCACUCCCGUGGCUCCUUCGCCGCCUGCGCCCGUGCCCGCCUACAGCCCCACGCCCGUGCCCGCCUACAGCCCCACGCCGUCGCCCUCGGCCUCACCCAGCCCCAGCCCAAGCCACCCCGUGUCACCGUCGCCCCCGGCUCCGGUCCCCACCUACUCGCCCUCCCCCUCGCCGUCAGGCUCGCCCUCGCCCUCACCUUCGACCCCGGUGGCUCCCUCUCCGCCCGCGCCUGUGCCAACCUACAGCCCCUCGCCUAGCCCAAGCCACCCUGUGUCGCCUUCACCCCCGGCUCCGGUUCCCACCUAUUCCCCAUCGCCUUCCCAUUCGCCUUCCCCUUCCCCCACCUACUCCCCGUCGCCCGUGCCGGCUUACAGCCCCUCGCCAGCGCCCACCUACUCGCCAUCACCGUCGCCUGUCUACCCGCUGUCCCCAACUCCCUCGCCUGUGGCCUCACCCUCGCCCUCUCCCAUGGCGUCGCCGUCGCCGAGCCCUGUGGCUUCGCCUACCCCCUCACCCUCGCCGACAACCUCGCCCUCGCCGGAGCCCUCUCCCAUGCCCAGCCCCGAGCCUUCACCGAGCCCAUCUCCCGGUUCCUCCCCCCGCCCGGAGUCCUCUCCGUCUCCCAGCCCGGAGCCCUCUCCGUCUCCCAGCUCGGAGCCCUCUCCGUCUCCCAGCCCGGAGCCCUCUCCAUCUCCCAGCUCGGAGGCCUCUCCGUCUCCCAGCCCGGAGCCCUCUCCCUCGCCUGGGGCUUCUCCCUCGCCUUCUCCCACCCCCGAGCCCUCUCCGUCCCCCAGCCCCGAGCCGUCGCCGAGCCCAGCUCCCGUCCCCUCGCCCAGCCCGGAGGCUUCGCCUUCUCCCAGCCCCUCGCCUUCUCCCUCGCCUGCUGUGGGUGAGACGGUAACGACUACGCUGCGGCUGGUUGGUGCGGACUACGGCAUUGUGAGCGGCUCUGAGGAUUCUAUGAUCGCUUUCGAGUCCGCGGCCUGCAUUUCCCUAACGAGCACCACCGCCACUUCCAGCUGCUCGCUGGUGUCCGCGACCAGCGGCUCCAUCAUCGCCACCUUCGACCUCGUCAGCAACGUUGGCGUCACCGCAGCCCAGCUGACCAGUGAGAUCGACAGCAAGGCCGCAAGCAACACGCUGUGGACGCCGGACUUCACGACGGAGUACAGUGUGACCUCAACCGAGGUGCUGCCCAACCCCAGCCCUGCGCCGGUGCCCACACCCUCGCCGAGUGCCUCACCGUCACCAAGCCUGAGCCCUGCGCCGAGCCCCAGCCCCAGCCCCAGCCCCUCACCGAGCAACGAGACCUCACCUUCUCCCAGCCCAAGCCCAAGCCUGAGCCCGAGCCCCAGCCCAAGCCCAAGCCCAAGCCCAAGCCCAAGCCCAAGCCCAAGCCCAAGCCCGAGCCCAAGCCCAAGCCCGGUCCCGGUUGUGCCGGUGUCGUCCCCGCCGCCGAGCCCUGCGCCACGCCUGCCCAGCCCGCCGCCGCCUGCGCCCGGCGCCAAGACCAUCUUUGGCCAGGCCUAUGACGGCUACCUGUCGGGCUGCACCGUUUUCCUGGACAUCUCGAGCGACGGCCUGUUCGGCGCCGACGAGCCCAGCGGCCGCACCACCUACGACCGCAGCGCCGCGUCCUCCGGCUGGACCUUCUCCGUGAACGCCUCGCUCACGCCCCUGCUCGCGCGGCGGCAAAUCCGCCUGCUCCCCGCCGACGUCGCCGAGCUCGCCAACGGCAACCGCACCUCCGACGGCAAGGGCUGCCACGACGUCGCGACGCUCACCAAGCUCGCGGUGCCGCUCGCGGCCCCUGGGUCUUGCAGCACGCCCGUGAUCACGCCGCUGUCGUCGGUGCUCAGCGAGAUGGACCUGCUCACCACCGGCCAGUUCACGGUGGCGGCGCUGCGCCAGCGGCUGGUCGGCGCGCUGGGCCUGAACCGCACCACCACGCCCACGCUGUGCGAGUACGACGCCACCAGUGACGCGCUGGUGGACCUGCAGUCGCCCGGCGGCCGCCUGUAUGCGCAGGAGCAGGCGAUGAUGGCGUCCGUCACCACGCUGUGCUCCUACGUGACGCCGGCGCUCAAGGACCUGCCGACCUGCGCCCGCCUCAUGGUGCAGCAGGUGGCGGCGCGCGUGCUGGCCGGCACCUCGGCACGACGCCGCGUGCAGGCGGCCCGCGCCGGCCGCACGCUGCUGCAGGGCAACUCGGGCAACACGCCCGCCGCCAACAACAGCGCCAGCAACAGCAACAGCAACAGCAACAGCAAUUCCACGCUGCAGCUGGCCGACCCGCUGGGAGGCCUGCUGAACCUGCAGGACCCCGCCACGCUGGCAGCGCUGCUGACCGGCGUGGCGGCACAGGCCGACAAGCUGCCGGCCGGCAGCUACAACCCCGCCGCGCUCAACGACACCGCGCGCAUCAACGCCACCGUCAACUCGGUCAGCCAAAUGCUGGCGAUCGGCGCCAACGCCACCAGCCUGCAGACGCUGCUGUCCAGCAGCCUGGUCGCUCAGGACUACCUUGCGGCGCAGAUCGCCUCCCUGGCAGCCGCCAACUCCUCGGCCGCCGCCGCCGCGCUCAACUCGUUCGCCAACUCCACCUCCUCUGCCGCGCUGUCACAGCAGGUGGCCACCACGCCCGUGCCCGGUGACUACAGGCCCUUCAACAACACCAACCAGAGCGGCGGCGACAACGCCCCGCCGCCGCCGCCGUCCGACAGUGGCGGCGGCGACGACAACAACAACCUGGCCAUCGGCCUGGGCGUGGGUCUGGGCGUGGGCCUGGGCCUGCUUGCUAUCGGUGGCGUGGGUGCUGGCGUGUACUACAAGAAGAAGAAGGCGGACAGCCGCCGUGACGCGUACAACGUUAGCGGCGCGGCGGAGGGUGCGGACCCGGAGCAUCGUGGCGGCGUGGCACCCGUGCAUGACGUACGGCCGCAGUCACCGCCGCCGCCGGCAGGCUUGGUCACGGCGCAGUUGGCGCCGCCGGGCGCCGCCGGCGGGCCGCAGCUGACCGGCACGGCGGUGUAAGCGCGCGAGAACAAUUUGCAUUCCUGCAUUGCUGCUUCGCUGCUUGCGGAUGCUAAAAAAGCGUGUGAUCCUGUGUUGUGCUGCGUCUUGUGUUGUGUUGUGUACCGUACACGGUGUGUCGUGCUUCCUGUGGUGGAGUGUGCGCGUAGCCCAAUCAUGACAGGGCGCACGCGGUGUGACAGUUGACAAUGACGGUGUGGGGUGGUGGCAUGCAUACAUGGGCGUGUGUGUGGUUGUGUGGAUAUGACAGAGGCAGGCAUGGGGACACGGCAGAGCUUGACUGGAUGGUUUCGCUCACAUCUGCAUUGCUAAACCUAAUGCAGAGGCUCCGCGUAGUGCCUAGCCGGAGGCGGCAUGCGCAGCCUUGCGGCUUGUGCGCGAGCACGUCUAUGAAGCGUGCGAUCAGGUUGUCUGCGGACGUAGUAGUACGCGCAUGUGUGCGCUAACGCACCUGGCUGCCUGGUGCAGUGAGGCGGCCGAAAACUGGGCCACGAGUAGUAUGAAGGGCCUGCGAUAGGCCUGACUGGUCCCUACACUAGGGCCUGAUUGAGCAGGAUGAUUCGUGACAAUCGUGCGACACAAUUGUGCAGGGAUUCAAACACGUCUCAUACGGUAUGCACACGCGAACAUGCCCUUACUUGCUUAGGCGACUGAUGAAUGGAUUCCGCCACGCAUGUCACAAAUACGUUGCAUUGAAAGCAUUGAAGGUUUAACAUGUUAAGAUUACGAGAGAGCAGGAUGCAGGUUGAAGGACAGGGCACUACUUGUGGGGGAUAGGGCUACACCUAGUUGUGGCAUUCCGUGGUGGUGCGGUCGCAGUUAAGCUGUUGCGUGUUGUCUGUGCUUGCACGCGUGGUUGCGUCUCAGCCGUACCUUGGAGUGGUAUGCAGUCUCAACGUGCGGACAUUGUAUGUGUGAACCCUUCCUUGAGGGCAGGUUACUUCUAUCCGUUAUCCAUUCUCUUCCUUUCUUUAUACCCCUUAGUGACACGAAUGUGGCCUUACUUGGCCAUUGCUUAGCUCUGAGGCCUAUACAUUGCAUUCUUUGAUCGAUGCUGAUUGGCGGCAGGUCUCAGUCGGCCGGAGCGAAAGCGUGUGUGUGUGUGUGUGUGUGUGUGUGUGUGUGUGUGUGUGUGCCUUCCGCAAGGUUAUCUGUGCUGCAGAUUGUCUACCGUGUAAUAAC